Molecule: messenger RNA, 1430 nt
Organism: Catharus ustulatus (Swainson's thrush)
Lineage: Eukaryota; Metazoa; Chordata; Aves; Passeriformes; Turdidae
Product: aquaporin-7-like
Exons: 7
Coding region: 1-921 (306 amino acids)
Biological process (GO): water transport; glycerol transmembrane transport
Cellular component (GO): plasma membrane; basolateral plasma membrane
Molecular function (GO): urea transmembrane transporter activity; glycerol channel activity; water channel activity
Source: RefSeq, a predicted model, not a curated record
AUGAGGAUCUCAGAUGACAUUGUGCUGUCACAACAGGAGCACAAAGACAGCACUAAGGAGUCGAAGACAAUGUUGGAGAACACUAAGAAGGUGUUGAGGAUUCGUAACAGCACCAUAAGGCAGAUGCUGGCAGAAGCACUGGGAACAUUCAUCCUCAUGGUGUUUGGCUUGUCCUCUGUGGCACAAGUGAUAUUGGGAAAAGGAAACAGUGGUCAGUAUCUGAGCAUCAAUUUGGCAUUUGGCAUUGGUGUCACCUUGGGCAUCUAUGCAGCUGGAGGAGUAUCUGGAGCUCAUCUGAACGCUGCCAUCACCAUUACACAAUGCCUUUUAGGAAAGAUCUCUGGGACAACGCUUGUAGCUUACAUAACCGGCCAGUUCCUGGGCUCCUUUAUGGCAGCAGCCACUGUCUUUGCUGUCUACUAUGAUGCUAUUUAUGACUACACCAAUGGGAGCCUUACAGUGUCAGGACCAACUGCCACAGCAAUGAUCUUCUCCACUUACCCUGCUCGCAAUGUGUCCUUGCAGGGAGCCUUCUUCACAGAGUUUACAGCAACAGUUAUGCUGAUCCUGGGUGUUCUGGUCAUCCAUGACGAGAAAAACAAUGCAGCCAUCAAAGCUGUUCAGCCCAUACUCACGGGUAUGCUGGUCCUGGGCAUUGGUCUGGGAAUGGGGCUGAACACAGGCUAUGCCAUAAAUCCCUCCAGGGACCUGCCUCCCCGCAUCUUCACAGCAAUGGCUGGCUGGGGAAUGGAUGUCUUCACGGCUGACCACUCCUGGUGGUGGGUCCCAGUCACAGCUCCAAUUCUGGGAUGUCUUGCUGGUGUUUUAAUCUACAAACUCUGCAUCGAUUUUCACAACCACCCUGCCCAUGAGACUGAAAAUGAGAAAGAACAGGAAGGCAUGGAGACUUCCAAACUGUGAUGGCCAUGUGCUGUGAUGACACCUGUGAAGGGCACAUUUGUCUGUCCACCAUGCAGAUUGAUGGGGAUCAUGUGAUGGAUGAGGGAUGAGAGACUGGAUUUCAGUAAACCUACUCUGCUUAAACAGACAAACUUGGUAUCUGAGAUAUUGAGCAGGCCUGUGUAGGGCUAGACCUGACUGUGAUCUGAAGAAAUUAUUCAAUCUCCCUGCAUAAAAAUCUACAAAAACGCCCCCAAAAAACAACAACAACAACAAAAUCCAAGCCAAAACUCAACCCCCAAACAACCAUCAUAUUCUGAAGAAAAGCAAAGCAGAGCUACAAGUCUCUAGAUAGAUAUAUAUUCAUUUACAUCAAAAUACACAUAUCAACAGUGGCAGAUACAACAUGAUUUAGUUAAUUAACACAGAAAUUUUAAUCUGGAAUAUUCUUUGGUAAGAGGCAGAUACUACAGUGAUGGACCAAGGGCCUAGGCUUGCUUCAUUUGCAUAUCUGUCACCCGAGUUUGGAA